AUGGAUUCAUCGGAAGGGAUAGUUCCGAGCUUCUGCAUCGGACAGCAUGAGAGCAAGCGCACCAUUCCAAUUACUUCGGAGGUGGUACAACUGGCGCAUGAAAGUAAUUAUGACAUGCUCACUACUCCGAUUACAACCUCCCACUUCCACUCGCGGGUGCUCAGUCUCCUUUCAUCUCAUCUAUCAAAUAUACAGGCUGUGUCUCGUGAUGAUCCUGGGACGCUAAUGACCACAGAGAAUGUUCGGCCGUUCGUUGUUCCACAACUAGGUCCGGCCGAUACAAGUUUAACCCCAAACGAAGCAAUGUCCCAAUUGAUGGGAGUGACCAGUUCUUGGAUUGAUUUGUGUUCUCCAGAUCCAUUGAUUGCAGACAUCUCCCGUCAGGUCUUUAUGCUCGAGGUUGCUUACGCUGCUUUCUGUGGCAUUGGAUACCUUUUGGUCCCAGGGCCGAAACUGCACCAUAAUGGAAUGCACUCGGAGGGAGUGAUAUACUACGCGCGGGCAAUUCAGGAUGCGAUCAACCUAGGCCCGUACAUCCAGUUCCAUAUUUGGUUAAACAUGGUCGACAAUCAGGAUCUUGAAUCAGAUGAAAUGGGCGACCUUGCACCCUUUGCUAGGGAGGAGUUCUUUUAUAACAACGGGAUGGAACCACCGAAGAUAGAUCUUUUCGGUACUUGGGAUGCCUGGGAUGCCAUUAGAAGAACCUGUAAAUACCAUUCAAGGCUUUUCGUAGCUCUCCCGCUACCAAAAAACCUACCGCCAAUGAGUGUGCAAUCUAGGUGGCAUUCGGAGCCAGUCCACCUGUUCACCAUCGAUCCCAACACAUUCAUCAAGAACCAAAAAGGUUAUCCAGUCCUGGGUAAAUCACACCAGGCUUUGAUUUCCCGGUUUAUGCGCCUGCGGACUGCACCAUGGAUCUUACUUUGUGAUGUCGGAUCCCUCCCAGGUUUAGAGGCAGACCCCUCCGGGGCGAAUGUGCUCAACCUUCCUGGCACCGAAUACCCGAGUCUUGUGCAGGCCGCAGCCUCGAACAAAAAGUAUAUUGACCCAACUCCACAUCUAUCGUACAUGAGAAAUCUCCAGCAACGUCAGCCUCCCCGAACCGCUAUCGAAAGAUUUGGCGUCGGCUACCAAGACUAUCUCCAGGCACCAUUGCAGCCGUUGACCGUCAACCUGGAAAGCAUCACUUAUGAAGUAUUCGAGAAGGACCCUAUAAAGUACGAAUGGUAUGAACGUGCAAUCGCAAAGGCACUCACCGAUUGGGUGGAGCAAAAGAAGCCCGCCUCUAAUCCUGAUGGACGAGUAGUCGUCGCGGUGGUCGGGGCUGGAAGGGGCCCGUUGGUGACUCGGGCACUUAAUGCUAGUGCUCAGUCAGGCAUUGAAAUCGACCUGUGGGUUGUAGAAAAGAACCAAAACGCAUUUGUUCUCCUCCAGCGCCACAAUGAGAAUAUCUGGGGAGGAAAGGUAAAUCUUGUCCACUCUGAUAUGCGUGCGUGGAAAGGGCCCAUUGUGCAGAAGAAGACGUCUACACCAGCAGCACCUGUCGGGCAAACUCUCGGCAUUGAAGACCAGUUACUCUACGCCCCAGACGGUAAAAAAGCAGCUGGUCCCUCAACUGAGGAGAUCACCGAGUCUGUGCACGCCAAAAUUGACAUAGUAAUAUCCGAGCUACUAGGGUCCUUUGGUGACAAUGAACUUUCACCGGAGUGUCUAGAUGGCGUCAACCAUCUACUGAAUCCAGAGCACGGCAUCUCGAUUCCAGCCUCCUACACAGCGCACUUCACGCCAAUCUCGGCGCCAAAGCUCCAUGCGGAUGUUACAAACCAAACGGUCUCGAAUCCUGCAGCGCCUGAAACACCAUACGUAGUCAUGUUACAUGCUAUUGAUUACCUUUCCACCGAUCAAUCCGAUUCCAACUAUAGCAGUGUCAGAUCUUCAGUUACAACAGUUCCGUCCGAGACGACAACGCCGUACAUCCAGACUGCGUGGUCUUUCUCCCACCCUAACCGAGAUAUACCACCCCAGCCGCCUUCCACCUCAAUGAUCUCUAAUGCGCACAAUGUGCGUAAGACACGACUAGCCUUCCCGGUCCCGAACCGUGGGGUCUGUCACGGCCUUGGGGGUUAUUUCGAAACGGUUCUAUAUCCCGGUGUAGAACUUUCCACCAACCCAGUUACCAUGGAAAGCAAGAGUGCCAAUAUGAUCAGUUGGUUCCCAAUAUACUUUCCGCUUAAGACCCCGCUUAGUGUCCCAGACAACGGCGAAAUUGUCGUCACAAUGUACAGACAGACCGAUGACCGAAAGGUGUGGUACGAGUGGAUGGUGGAAGUUUUCGCUAUCGAGGGUGCCCCUGAGCCAUCAUCUGCAUCGGAGCGCAUCGCCCCAGUGAUGAGCGGAGCCAGAAAUAUUUCGCCAGGCGCAGAUAGCGCUGGCAACAAAGACGCCAAUACGGAUACUUACAGUAAGGCGUCGCAGAGGAGAGCACGCGGUCCAAGGCGAGUGAGGGUGGGGAUUAGUGAUCUACACUCAAGCAUUAAGGAUGGAUGUCUUAUGUAG
Molecule: messenger RNA, 2556 nt
Organism: Aspergillus puulaauensis
Lineage: Eukaryota; Fungi; Ascomycota; Eurotiomycetes; Eurotiales; Aspergillaceae
Gene: SKB1
Product: protein arginine N-methyltransferase
Exons: 4
Coding region: 1-2556 (851 amino acids)
Biological process (GO): regulation of DNA-templated transcription; peptidyl-arginine N-methylation
Cellular component (GO): cytosol; nucleus
Source: RefSeq, a predicted model, not a curated record